This is a messenger RNA of Elaeis guineensis (African oil palm), 4050 nucleotides long. RefSeq names its product transcription initiation factor TFIID subunit 15b. NCBI's taxonomy places the organism in Eukaryota, Viridiplantae, Streptophyta, Magnoliopsida, Arecales, Arecaceae. Gene Ontology annotation, molecular function: RNA binding. The record is from RefSeq and is a predicted model, not a curated record.
AAGGGGCAAGGAAUGCGAUCUGAUCACGCCUCGUCCCGCUGCUCCUGAGCUGGGGGGCGAUGGCCAUGGCGCUGGGGGUGAACCGGAGGACCACUUCUCCCACCCGCUCCCCCAUCGACGGUGGUGCCGGGGCUCCUCCAGUCCCACAAUGUCACCGGGUGAAGCUCUCCGGCGCCGACUCCAACUUCCUCGCAAACAUCUCCGGGUCCGGCGCCAGAGUGGCGGUAGGCGUCCCUCGCGAGAUGCGUCUCGCCCUGAGCUCGUCCAACAAGUCCACCGCCGGCGGUGGAGGAGUUGUUCGGAUCACAGCCGUCGAUUUCGUGGCCUUGUGCGGUGAUCCUGCGGAUUGCAUCCGGACAGGGUGUCACAUACCUCACGUGCCAAUUGCCACGCUAACCAUCCUAAUCCUUUAUCCGGAGCGUCGACUCUCGGAGUUUCUCGGCGUUUUCCUAGGAUGAAACCAGGAAAUGGAAAUCACGCCCGCCCACGUGUUAACACGUCUCCAUCUCAACCGUCCAGCAAGCGCCCUUAUAACCUUCUAACGUUUAUAGGGCUCUAAUCCCUCGCGGCGCGGAUCGUAUUGCCCUAAGCCAUCCUUCUCUUCGAAGCAAAGGAGGCAGAACCCUAAAGGAAUGUCGGGGGCGUAUGGUUCCGGCGGAGCAGACGGCUCUGCUCCUCUGCCUGGCGGCGGCGGCGGCGGUUACGGCAGGGGAGGUGGGGGUGGAUACGGAGGAAACCCCCCAAAUCGAGGCGGCGGCGGCGGCUAUGGUGGCGGUGGGUAUCAAGGCGGUGAUCGUGGAGGACGCGGCGGCGGCCGAGGUGGGGGUCGUGGAGGCGGGCGGGAUGGGGAUUGGGUCUGCCCUAAUUCUAGUUGUGGAAAUCUGAACUUUGCGAGACGAGUUGAAUGCAAUAGAUGUGGUACGCCAUGUCCUGGCGGUGGCGGAGUGGGUGGUGGUUCAAAUAGAGGAGCUGGUGGUGGUAAUUUUAGUGGAGGUGGGGGUGGUGGUGGUUACAAUCGGGGUGGUGGUGAUUAUAGUUCGGGAGGUCGUGGUGGUUACAAUCAACGUGGUGGAGAUUACAAUUCUGGUGGUGGUAGUGGUGGUUAUAAUCGAGGUGGAGCUGAUUUCAAUACUGGCGGCGGCGGCGGUGGUUAUAACAGUGGUGGUCGGAGUUUUGAUGGGAUUCGUGAUGGUAGAAGUGGUGGAAGAGGAGGUUAUAGUAAUCUUUCUGGCAGGGAAGAUGGUGGUUUUGCUAAUCGAGAUAAAGAGGAGGCUGGUUAUGCGCAGGUUUCACCACCCGCCCCUGCCUCCGCCCCUUAUGGGGGUCCUGUGGGGAACUACCCUCCUGCUCCCAACUCUUAUGGUGGGGUUAAUGCUUAUGGUGCUGACCCUGUUCCACCACCUAAUAACUUUGGCGGGUCUAGUUCCUAUCCCCCGAGCUAUGGUAUCCCACCAUCGAAUCCUUACAGUAGUGAUGCCCCCAUGGGUCAUGGAGAUCCACCUGUUAGUUAUGAUGGUGGAUAUGCUGGUCGCCCGAUCUCAGGCCGUCAGGGUGGUGCUGCUGCUCCACCACAUAACAGGGCUGGUGGGUAUGGUGCUGUUCCUGUUGAGUCCCCUGUGAAGAUUAAGCAAUGUGAUGCAAAUUGUGGUGAGUCGUGUGAUAAUUCAAGAAUUUACAUCUCAAAUUUGCCACCAGAUGUGACUACUGAGGAACUGAGGGAGCUUUUUGGUGGCAUUGGGCAGGUUGGACGGAUUAAGCAAAAACGGGGUUACAAGGAUCAGUGGCCUUGGAAUAUAAAAAUUUAUACUGAUGACUCUGGAAAUAACAAAGGAGAUGCUGUUCUUUCUUAUGAAGAUCCCUCAGCAGCGCAUUCUGCUGGGGGAUUUUUUAACAACUACGAUAUGAGGGGCUACAAGAUCAAUGUUGCAAUGGCUGAGAAGUCUGCACCUAGAGCUGCACCAACAUAUGGUCAUGGCAGAGGUGGCAGAGGUGGUGCAUAUGGUGGUGGCGAUAGGCGCAGGGAUAAUUUCCGUGAUGGUGGUGGACUGGGGCCUGAUAGGCACUAUCAUGGUGGUCAGCGAUCGCGUCCUUACUGAAGAAGGGCAAUUAUAUAUACUAGGAAUGUGAUCUGAGAGAAACCCUUUCUAUUCCUAUUCACCAGACUUGUACUCAAAGAGGACUCUAAGGUAGGUUGAGCCUAUUUCCUUAGGACUUCUCUCUUUGAAAAAGUUGGAUGGGCAUUAGUUUCUUGAACCUAAAAUUGAUUUAAAUUGUUGUCAGUGUUUUCUAGAGGCAGGUGGAUGUAUUCUCCAAAUUGCUGGUAGGUUUGAUAUUUUCAGGUGAGUGCCCUUUUUUUAAAACUUGCCACUGAUGGUCUCUCAUAGCAUGAAUUAAUUUUUGUUCUUUACAUUUGCAUUAACUGAUUUGCAUGAAGCCCAUGGUAGAUUGGUUAGUUCUUGUAGUGCCUUCAUCCGGUCUUCAACCAUGUCUGACUGUGUUUAUGCUGGGAACUAGUUUGCCUUCCCUCGUGUGCAUUCAGUUUCUUUCAGAGGCAGCUUAAGUUGCCAUCCGAUGUAUGGUUUGGCACUUGAAGCCUUGGGUUCAUCUAGGGAUUUGGAGACGGAAGUUGUAAUUGGUGAGGCGGUUCUCCAGUCCACCCGGUGUGGGCAACCCCCAAGCAACUCAUCUCAUUACACAUGCAUCGCAUGGGUAGAAAUCCAAUACCAUAGAUAUAGCAUAUCUAGCAGACAGCUGAAGUAGGUUUACUGUUGCUAUCAAAUCCAGGGCCUGUUUAGGUUAUCCAGCUUAAUUUCCUUCUGGAUAUACCUGGAUUGGGUAGUCCAUUUGGGGUUGGUUUGUAUUAACGCAGCAUCCCGCAGCCUGGGUGGAAUUAUCCAAAGAGGCCCUCCUGGGGUACCCAGAAUUAAAAAUUCCAUUCUAAUGGUACUUUUGGGAGCUUGCUGGUGUGGUAGUUAAGCUUGGAUUAUGGUCCAUUUUGAUGUCGAAUCUCUUGAUAUCCAAGAAUCCUUGGACUGCAGGUUAACGUUCUAGUUGGUCCCCACACGUCUUUAUUCACAGAUCCUUAAGUGAAUCCAGGGCUUCCCGUUUCUCCGUGCAUGAUUAUUUUCCUCUGGAAUGGCUUGUUGAGGGUUAGCGCUUUAUGAGAUUUUUCUCGUUUCUGGACAAGAUCAUUAUUCAUUAUCAUCAAUUUUCUGUUUGGAUGAUUUUUGUUGAGUCAGUCAUUCCCCUGCGUUGCCAACACGCUCAGAUCUUUAAAAGUUUCAAGGAUGCGGAUUCUUUACGGUGCGCAAUUUGCAUUGUAAAGUGUCGUGCAGGGGCUGAUGGCUGUUAUGAGAUGGAUAUCUAAAAAAAAAAAAAGACCAGCUCUACAUGAAUGUGCUGCCGUCGGUGAAACCUUCCGUCUUCUAAUAACGGUGAUCAGAUAUUGCAUGGUAGUUUUUUGGUUUUUUUUGGUGGCAUGGCAUGCUCGUUUCCAUGGUCGCGGAUCCGUCAUGGGACCAAGCUAUUGCUUGACUUGUAAAAUUAAAUGAACAAAAGAAUGAUUCGGGCCAACCGGGCGUUGCGUUGGAGGAGGUUAUGCCGUUGCGCUUCUAGCUCAUAGUUGAGCCGGACGGUGAUGCGGGACGUGCGAGUGUUUGAGGAUGAUCAAAGCAAGCAAUGUAAAUUGAUGUGCCUUCUGAUCAAAUUCCGGACCGUGGUGCGGCAGUUUCAAGACGGCUGGCCAAUCUAAAGGAAACGUCAUUCAAGGAUUUUGGUUCUUCACUUGGAAAUGUGAUUAUGUAGUUGUUGACCUAGUAUUUUUUAUGGAAACAUUAACAUUAUUUUAGUGUUCUUUUAAUAUGUCUGUUUAGGUUUCCUCAUGGAUCCUCGUUGUGAGCUAAGAUUGGCGAAUGCUUGUCCUUCCCAGCGGAGUCAACAUGCCAUGCAUUGGUGCUGUUCAGAUUCCUGCUUGUGAUUUCUAGUCUAUCACUACCAAUUUCCAGCCAAAGUUUUAUUUCGUUGGUGGCUUGAAUAAAAAAGAUUCAAAGA